AUGACAUCUUCUAACCACCCAGAUCAUAUCAUUGCCAACGUUUUUGUCCGAGUCCAGGCUGAAAAAGAAUUCAAGGCCAGUCAACCUACAACCUCUGAUACGCAACAAGCUCAUGUUUCCAAGCUUGCAUCUUCUUUACCAGAUUUUGGAAACACUGUUAUCCCUAAGCAGAUGCUAGUAAGCAAUUACAGACCUUGGCAAGCUCAUCUUAUUAGCAGGUGAAGGAAUUUGGUGGAGAACGUGUGAGAAUGGAGACAUUGAGUUUUUUGAUGCAAAGGGAAAUCAUGAAGCAGUUCCUCAAAAGGACCAACCUUGCACCACUUUCGCUCCAGCAACUUCAAGAAAGAGGAGGCUUACUUGAAAAGCUGCUGGCAAACAUGUUUGGAGAGAAAAGUACAAUUGCCAAUCAAAGUGCUUCAGAUUGA
Molecule: messenger RNA, 425 nt
Organism: Paramuricea clavata
Lineage: Eukaryota; Metazoa; Cnidaria; Anthozoa; Malacalcyonacea; Plexauridae
Source: the annotation of a GenBank genome assembly